AUGGAUUUGGGGCAAGGAGGAGGAGGAGAAACUGACCAGUUCGAUCGCUUACCCGAUGCUCUUCUCCGCCUCAUCUUCAACAGAUUGAAGGAUGCCGAAUCCCUCACCCGAUGCUCCUUGGUCUGCAAGCGUUUCGCUUCCGUUGUUCCUCAAGUCGACGCCGUCGUUGUCAGGCUUCCUCCCAAGACCAAUAACCGCUCUCAUCGCGAUCGCGAUCAUCAGAUUGUUCAAUCCGGCGGCGGAUCUAGAAAUCGUUUCAGGAAUCUGAUUCGUAGAGUCAUCACGAGGCCGCUGCUGUGUCUUCUUCAAAUUAUUACUCUUAAAUCCUCCUCGUGUCUCCCCGAGGACGACGACGAUUAUUCUUUGUACUAUUCGCCCAAUCAAGUUUUAAAGAACUUCGAGGAAAUCCGGCUGUUGCGAAUUGAGCUUCCCGGACAUGUCGGCGAGAUCGGAUCCAACGCCGGCGGCGAUUCGCUGCUCCGGUGGAGAGCCGAGUUUGGAAGCGAGCUCGAGAGCUGUGUGGUGCUCGGAGCCAAAUCUCUGCGCAAGCUUUCACAAACUCCAAAGAACACCGGCGAACAACAGCAGUUGCUGCUGUCGGACGAUGAGCUGAAGCUGCGAGUGGUCUGGACGAUAUCGUGCUUGAUUUCUGCGUCCUCGAGGCAUUACAUGCUGCAGGAAGUGGUUUCGGAGCAUCGGAUGCUUCAGAGAGUGGUGGUUUCGGACAAGACUAACCAAGGGAGGCUGUGUAUGAGAACCAGAGAACAGAUUGAAGAUCUGAGGAGCAAGCUUGAAGUCGAAGAGCAGGCGAAUUCGACGUCGGAUCUGUCGCCUGCGCCGGGAAGGACGCCGGUACCGGCGCUGAUGAUGAAGCUGUGGUAUGUGCCGGAGUUGGAGUUGCCGGAGUCGGGGCGUGUGAUGGAGGCGGCAACGCUGGUGGUGAUAAAGCCCGUCGUCGGGUCCAAGAAGGUGGAGAAAGAUCGUGAUCUGGUGCGGAGAGUGUGUAAUAUGGAAGACGAAGACGAAGAAGAAGAACAUAACGACGACGAUGCGGCGUUCGGCGAAGCCGUGAGGGAGAUGAUGAAGAAGAAACAGUCGUAUACCCUGGAGAUGAAUUCGUUUUGA
This is a messenger RNA of Diospyros lotus (date-plum), 1125 nucleotides long. Its product is annotated as F-box protein At5g46170-like. The record is from RefSeq and is a predicted model, not a curated record. NCBI's taxonomy places the organism in Eukaryota, Viridiplantae, Streptophyta, Magnoliopsida, Ericales, Ebenaceae. Gene Ontology annotation, molecular function: protein binding. Bases 1 to 1125 code for a protein of 374 amino acids. The transcript has a single exon.